Molecule: messenger RNA, 804 nt
Organism: Drosophila innubila
Lineage: Eukaryota; Metazoa; Arthropoda; Insecta; Diptera; Drosophilidae
Product: LSM12 homolog A
Exons: 2
Coding region: 64-642 (192 amino acids)
Source: RefSeq, a predicted model, not a curated record
CAGCAUUGAUUGUCAAAUGGGAUUCUUUUCUUUCACGUCAUCAUUUGAAGCACAAGUUGAAGAAUGUCUUUUAAUCCUUUCCCCAUUGGCACCCAAUUGCAUGUGGAGACGUGCUUUGGUGAUCAACUUACUGGUGAGGUUGUGACCUACGAGCACAGUGUCAAGAUGCUAAUAUUGCGAUGCCACAGCAAAGAUGGUAAAGGAAACGAUUGCCACAAUCAGUGCAUUGUGAAUUUGAACUACUGCAAGGACUUGAGCAUUAUACAGGAGGUGAAAACAACAACAGCAACAACGCUGGACAAAGUCAAUGAGUCGCCAGCACGCCUCAAUCUCUCGCUUUUGGAUCAGCGCCUGCAGCAUUCGGUGGCGCAGCGUGAAAACUUGUUGCGCAGCUGCAAUGAGCAUGCCACGCCCCGUGGCAGGCAGCUCUUUAAGCUGCUCGCCAAGCAUUUCGGCAACAGUGAACUCUCCUGGCAGAAGGACGAAAUACAGGUGCUGCAACAACUGAUUAUAAAGCCGCCCUAUCGCAUUUGCGAUAUAACAAGCACCCAGAACAGUCCCAAGUUGCUGAAAUACGUGCAGCGUCUGCUGGAAAAGUUCAAUGAGAAUGCCGCAACUGGUGACAAGGAAGACACGAUCUAAAAGCAACAAAGAGUACUUAAUAAAAUACACCCACACACACACUCACACACAUUUACUCCCACACACCAAAAUACACUUGGAAACUGUUGCCCCGACGCUUUGUUUGUCAACAAAAACAUUUUCGAAAUACAAACACACAGAGUGUGCUACUGCUUUUGAUUA